Messenger RNA from Apus apus (common swift), 3664 nucleotides. RefSeq names its product transmembrane protein 121B (gene TMEM121B). The transcript is spliced from 2 exons. The record is from RefSeq and is a predicted model, not a curated record. The coding region runs from base 1 to 1419 and encodes 472 amino acids. NCBI's taxonomy places the organism in Eukaryota, Metazoa, Chordata, Aves, Apodiformes, Apodidae.
AUGCACCGCGCUGCCUCCAACCAGCGCUCGGUCUCCUCCUCCUCGGGCUCCUUCCAGCCGCUGCCGCCGCCGCCGCUGCCGCACGCCGCCGACCGGCAGCCCCUCUUCCCGGGGGGCUCCAGCAGCGGCGGCAGCCGGCGGGGCUCGGGGUCGAGCUCGGGCUCGGCGCGGGCCCGCCGCCCUCGCAGCCCCCGCAGCAGCACCGAGGAGGAGGAGGAGGAGGAAGAAGAGGAGGACAGCAUCAGCAUCAGCAAGCCCCUAGUGCCGCCGCCCGCCGCCCCGCUGCCCGCCGCCGCCUCGCCGCUCCCAAGCACCAGCAGCAGCAGCAGCAGCGGCGGCGGCGGCGGCGGGAGCCCGGGCCGCAGCAUGACGGCGGCGGAGCUGGGCUUCCAGGCGCUGUCCCUGGUGCUGCUGCUGGGGCAGGGCGCGCUGCUGGACCUCUACCUGAUCGCCGUCACCGACCUGUACUGGUGCAGCUGGAUCGCCACCGACCUGGUUCUGGCGGCCGGAUGGGGCAUCUUCUUCUGCCGCAACAGCCGGGCUCGCCGCCGGGAGCGGCCCCCGCCGCCCCCCGGGCCGCCGCCGCCACACCCGCUGCUGCUGCACGGCCCCCCGGGCGGCCGCGGGGCCGGGGGCCGCGGGGCCGGGGGUCCCCCCCGCGGCGGCGACUUCGCCUACGCGCACCUCGCCUGGCUCAUCUACUCCAUCGCCUUCACGCCCAAGGCGGCGCUGAUCCUGGGCACCUCCAUCCUGGAGCUGAUCGAGCUGCGCCUGCCGCUGGGCACCACCGGCUUCCGCAUCACGCUGGCGCUCUCAGCCCCGCUGCUCUACUGCCUGCUGCGGGCCAUUGGCACCGAGGGCUCCGGGCAGCUGCUCCUGCCGCCGCAGCCACCGCCACAACACCGCGCCGCCGCCGCCUUCCUCGCCACAUGCCUCGACCUGCUCGACAGCUUCUCCCUGCUGGAGCUGGUGCUGCAGCCCGGCCGGCCGGCCCCGCUUCCCGCCCCGCUGCGCUACCUCCUCAUCGCCGUCUACUUCCUCUGCCUGGCCUCGCCGGUGCUGUGGCUCUACGAGCUCAGCGCCGCCCGCCCCCCCGGGGCCGCCCGCCUCGCCCUCCACCUCCUGCUGCCCGCCGGGCUGCUGGACGCCCCGCUCCUGGCGCUCCGCUGCCUCCUGCUCCUGCGCUACCAGCAGCCGCUCUCCCUUUUCAUGCUGAAGAACCUCUUCUUCCUGGCCUGCCGCGGCCUGGAGGCGCUGGAGACCUGCUGCCUCCUCAGCCCCGCCGCCCCCCCGCCCGCCAAGUACGGCCCCGCCGCCGCCGCUCCCGCCGCCGCCGCCCCGCUGGCCCACGGGCUCUCCGACGUCGACGUGGGCCCCCACGGGUAUGUGAACGCUUUGGCGGUCACCGCCCAGGGCUGACCCCCCAACCCCGGCCGCUGUCCCCGCAGAGUCUCCCGCCGCCUCCGGGUCUGCUCCCGGCAGAGUCCCUCUGCCUUUCUGCUCAGGUUCCCGCCGCCCUGCCCGAGCAGGGGAAGGGGACGCGGGCUCCCCCGCCGGACUCUCGCUCUCCUCCUCCUCCCUUUCCUCCGGGCGAGUCCAGCAGAGAAGCUCAGCGCAAAUCCGACUACCCGCAGAAGCCUACUGCUGAUGCUUGUCCCCGGCACUUGGCUUUUAGUGCUUUUGCCCCUCCACGCUGUUUGGAGGGUCCCACUCUUCCCCUCCCGCUUCCCGCCAGGACAUUUUCUUGCUUUGUGACCAUAAAGGUUUAGUUUUUCCUUUUCCUUCUCAACUACAGCGACCGGUGGCUUUUGUUCCCUCCUUUGAGAACUCCUGCUGACCUCAGCGACAUGUGAGGGGGUCUGACCAGCUGAGACGUGCCUUCAGGGUGCGAGCAGGACAAAAGGAAGCACGCUUUGGUCUUGCAAAGCUGCUACCUCCUUUUCUCUGCAGCAGAGCUGCAAGGAGGGUCUUUGCCUGCCAGCUGGGGAACCUUUGGGAGCACACCGGCUGCCUGGUCAUUUCAAGCCUACGGGCCACUCUCUUCAAGCCGAAAACGUCUACCUCUGUGCUUCAACCUUUCACAUCUUUUCUUGACUUUACAUCCUACAGGAACACGUGAAUCUCGUCUGGACACAUAAUCCAGGGGCUUAGUCCCCAUUUCACUACCACCAAGACAUUUAUUUCUGGUGAGAACAGGGUUUACAGCAGCCUAUUGCUUACUUCAGACAGCAGCACCCACAUGCCGGGGCUUUCAUUUUUCUGUGAAUAUGCAUGUUUAUGAUAUUAGUGUUGGUUUUCUUUUACACAGAGUAGGGACUCCCUUUGUAUCAGCUGGGAAGGCUGGAAAUUUUUCCUCUGGCCCCUUUCCUUGUUGAUUGAGAGCAGAGAUUGGGCUAAACCUGCCAACUGCCCCCUCUCAAACAGCAGAGGAUGACAGCGCUGCUCGGGCUGGGCCCUGCACUUGGUGAACCUCACUUUUCAGCACAGAAAUCGAAGUGCUGCAGGAGCCCCUGAAGCAGAGGAGCUCCCGAGCUUUGGUGAAAGGCCACAUACCAGCACUCUGUCCUCUGUGUGCAUGUGGUUAAGGGUGGGUGGGGAACAAGUUAGUUGUUAGUAAGCUGUCAUAGAAACACAGUCCUCUUUCAUUUUAAGCUCCAUGAAUGUUUGGUGGGGGUUAAGGCCUGCUCUUCUGCCUGGCUACAGCUGCUCCUAAAACCAGCCAAAUGGAAGCAGGAGCACAGAAGCCACGUUUGGAGGAAGGACUUUGCCUUCUCCAGGCUUAUAUUUUGUUAUUUGGGCAAGCCUGUAUUCAUUGGGAAAAUGCCAAUUUCCUGUCUCAAGCCUUUUUUCAAGCUGUCCUGAUGGGAAGGGGAAAUAAAGCACAACUCACUGCUCCCCAGAGCCAACAGCAGUGCAUGGGUGUAGCCCAAAAUUCUCCAGCACACUCAUCCAUUCCUUCUUUCAGGGCUCAGCCUUCAGUAGGACUGAGCCUCUGUCCCACUUCCCGUUUCACAGAGUGGGAUCAACCACCUGCUCCAGUGGACUGCUAAGACAAAAUGUUUACAGUCUGGUAACUUCCAGCUCCCACAGGCAGAAGUGGGGGGGUGCGAUGGGGCACUUCUACCCUAGCUCUUGGGUAGCUGAGGAGUUUCAAGGGGCUAGUAAAGCCCCUAGAACAGAUGGAGCAAUAGUGCUUUUCUGUUCAGAGCUGCAGCUAGGAGGGGUGACUUGCUGCUCUCCCCAUGCCACAUGGAGAGUUGGCAAAGGCUAGGUUUAGCUUUCCCACCAGUGCUUUAUUUUUAACCUGAGCCCUUGCAUGGGCAAAUGUGUGAACUUGGGCCAGUGGCCUUUCUCUUCCAUAACUUCUUUUUGUCUGGACAAUCUUGGUGCUGUGAGUGACCGUGAUUGUAAAACUUGGUACUGUGAACUUUUCCUAUGUGAUGUGAAGUGUGUCGAGGGGAUGCUAAGUUCCUGGCCAAAGGAGGUGUAAUUACAGGUGUAUUACGGUUGUAGAGAGAUUUGUUCCCUUGCACUUUCCUUUUUCAGCAUUAAACAGAUAGUAAAAGCUCAGAAAGAACAGGAUUACUCUAAAGAAAAUGAGAUUCCUGUACCUAGGAGCACUCCAUACUUCAUUGCAACAGCUCAAGAAAAAAAAAAGAGAAAA